Elephantulus edwardii (Cape elephant shrew) is the source of this 375-nucleotide messenger RNA. Its product is annotated as 60S ribosomal protein L18a-like. Lineage: Eukaryota; Metazoa; Chordata; Mammalia; Macroscelidea; Macroscelididae. Gene Ontology annotation, biological process: translation. Gene Ontology annotation, cellular component: cytosolic large ribosomal subunit; ribosome. Gene Ontology annotation, molecular function: structural constituent of ribosome. The record is from RefSeq and is a predicted model, not a curated record. Bases 1 to 375 code for a protein of 124 amino acids. The transcript has a single exon.
AUGAAGGCUUCGGGAACACUUCAUGAGUACAAGGUAGUGGGGCUCUACCUGCCCACCCCCAAAUGUUGGACUCCACCACUUUACCGCAUGUGCAUCUCCUCCCCCAACCAUGUUGUUGCCAAGACCCGCUUCUGGUACUUUGUGUCACAGCUGAAGAAGAUGAAGAAGUCUUCUGGGGAAAUUGUAUACUGUGGACAAGUGUUCAAGAAGUCCCCCUUGGGUGUGAAGAACUUUGACAUCUGGCUGUGCUGCAACUCCCACAGUGGGACCCACAACAUGUACCGGGAAUACCGGGACCUGACCACAAGAGGAGCUGUCACCCAGUGCUACCUCGACAUGGGCGCUCGCAUACAUAUGCAUAUGGGCAGUACAUAG